CUCUGGGUGAGCGAUCUCUGUUGUCACCACUUUAAAGAGGUGUACGGGGCUAGCAGCAUGGCAGAAGCGGAUCCUAAAAUGGUCACAGAACCUGCCGCCCAUGGGGUUGCUGAAGAGGCGAUGGCUAGCUCAGCUAGUGAUUCUGGGGAAGAAUCUGACAGCAAUAGCUCUAGCAGUACCUCUAGUUGCAGCAGCAGCAGCAGCAGCAGCGGCAGCAGCAGCAGCAGUAGCAGCAGCAGCAGCAGCAGUAGCAGCAGCGGCAGCAGUAGCAGUGGGAGCAGCAGCCGUGGCAGUCAAGUAUACCGAAAGAAGAGGGUACCUCAGCCUCCCAGAAGGGCCCAGCGGCCUCCCUCCGGGAAACAUUUCCUGGAUAACCUGCCUCAGGCAGUGAGAAAUCGGGUGCAGGCACUCCGAAAUAUUCAGGAUGAGUGUAACAAGGUAGACACCUUGUUCUUAAGGGCAAUUCAUGAUCUUGAAAGAAAAUAUGCUGAGCUCAAUAAGCCUCUAUAUGAUAAGCGUUUUCAGAUCAUAAAUGCAGAAUAUGAGCCUACAGAAGAAGAAUGUGAGUGGAAUUCAGAAGAAGAGUUCAGCGGUGAUGAGGAAAUGCAGGAUGACACACCUGAUGAAAUGCCUCCCUUAGAGGGUGAGGAAGAAGAAGAAAGCUGUAAAGAAGAAGCUGGAGUAAAGGAAGAAGAAAAGGAUGUUCCAAAAGAAGUACCUGAGGCAAAAGUUGAAGAAGACAAAGCUCCCAAAGAAAUUCCUGAGGUGAAAACUGAAGAAGAAGAAAUUCCAAAAGAAGUUCCUGAAGAAAAAGUUGAAGCAAAGGAGGCCUCUGAAGAAAUUCCUGAGGUAAAGAUGGAAGAAAAGGAAGCCUCUGAAGAAAUUCCUGAGGUAAAGAUGGAAGAAAAGGAAGCCUCUGAAGAAAUUCCUGAGGUGAAGAUGGAAGAAAAGGAAGCCUCUGAAGAAAUUCCUGAGGUGAAGAUGGAAGAAAAGGAAGCCUCUGAAGAAAUUCCUGAGGUAAAGGUUGACGAAAAGGCAGACUCUACAGAUUGUAUAGAGAUAACUCCUGCAGAAAAAGAAGACCCCAAAGACGUUCCCCAGGCAAAUGCAGAAAAUAAGGAUCAGCCCACAGAAGAAUCUAAAGCAAGGGCUCCAGUAAGAGAGGCUCAAAAAAGGGUUCCUGAGACAAGGCCUGAAGGAGGGAAAGUUAAAAGAGCUCGAAAGGGAAAACCUAAGAGAGAAGAUCCUAAAGGUAUUCCUGACUAUUGGCUGACUGUUUUAAAGAAUGUUGAUAAGCUUGGGCCUAUGAUUCAGAAGUGUGAUGAGCCCAUUUUGAAGUUCUUGUCAGAUGUUAGCCUGAAGUUCUCAAAUCCUGGCCAGCCUGUAAGUUACACUUUUGAAUUUCAUUUCCUGCCUAACCCAUACUUCAGAAAUGAGCUCCUGAUGAAGACAUACAUAAUAAGGUCAAAACCAGAUCACUAUGACCCUUUCUUUGCUUGGGGAUGGGAAAUUGAAGAGUGCAAAGGCUGCAAAAUAGACUGGAGACGAGGAAAAGAUGUUACAGUGACAACCACCCGGAGUCGCCCAGCUGCUACUGGAGAAAUUGAAGUCCAGCCAAGAGUGGUUCCUAAUGCAUCCUUCUUCAAUUUCUUUAGUCCUCCUGAGAUUCCUUUGAUUGGGAAGCUGGAACCAAAAGAAGAUGCUAUCCUUGAUGAGGACUUUGAAAUUGGUCAAAUCUUGCAUGAUAAUGUCGUCUUGAAAUCAAUCUAUUACUUCACAGGAGAAAUCAAUGAUCCCUACUACCAUGAUGUCAGGGAUUAUGGAAACAGGAAGUACUACAAGUGAAAAAGGCAAGCUAAAAGAUUUUUCAAGAAUGUUAAAAAGUCAAGCAAGCAGAAGUGAAACAGAUUCACCUAACCUUGUAAAAGAUAAAACUUGCCCUAUUACCUGAACACUAUUACUCCUUAUAGUCUGGUGUUUUCAUUUUUCCUGGUAAUGUCCUAAAAAGUGUCUUAAGCAUCUGUUUAUUCUACCUUGCCUGUUGUAUUGUAAUAUUCUUCAAAAUAUGUAAACUGCUGUUAAUUUUCCAAAGCAUGGGUUUUUUUUGGUGCUACAGUGUUGGUUUUGUGAAGUCCUUUUGUCAUGUUCCUAGUAGAUUGUACCUGUGCAAAUUGUCAGACUUGUUAGACAAAUCUUUGCCUGAAAAAGCAAAACUUUAAAUGCCAAUGUAUAAGUGUUUUCUCUUUCUUUUUUCAGCCCAGAAAUUUAAGGACUUAAAUCUGCUUGCACUAGUCGUGCCUUCAUUACUUUGCCAUAGAAAUGUAGUAAUAAUACUAACUAAAACAUUCUGUUGUGAAGUGUAGUUGCUCGAGAAAAAAAGAGAAUAUAUUUAAAAAUAUCUGUCAGUGCCACAUUAGAGUUUUGUGGGUUUGUUUGUGAUGUAUUGGUCUAUAAACAAAAGUAUUAUUUACCACUAAGGUGUUAAAUAUGGUAUAGUAUUUUAAGAAGUUGCAUCAUUGUAUAUUGUGUAAUUGAAAACUAAAGAAACUAUUUUAUUUGUAAUGUGUUCUGCUUUGCCUUUCGUUGAAAAUUAAUACAUUAUUUGAUACUUUUUCAUGUUCUUUUAUUGCACCCUAAAAUAAAUAAAUGUCAAAUAAAUUGCCAUGCUAUAAAAACGUGCCAUUUUCUCUUAAUUAUAAAAAUGUGUUUAUCAUAAAAAGAAUAGAUUAAUGAGUUUAUGACUGUUCAAUAAAUAUAUGACUAUUAACA
Peromyscus californicus insignis is the source of this 2769-nucleotide messenger RNA. It is a transcript of the gene Nap1l3, whose product is annotated as nucleosome assembly protein 1 like 3. The coding region runs from base 58 to 1845 and encodes 595 amino acids. The record is from RefSeq and is a predicted model, not a curated record. Gene Ontology annotation, cellular component: chromatin; nucleus. The transcript has a single exon. NCBI's taxonomy places the organism in Eukaryota, Metazoa, Chordata, Mammalia, Rodentia, Cricetidae. Gene Ontology annotation, biological process: nucleosome assembly. Gene Ontology annotation, molecular function: histone binding; chromatin binding.